Talpa occidentalis (Iberian mole) is the source of this 2013-nucleotide messenger RNA. RefSeq names its product synaptogyrin 4 (gene SYNGR4). The transcript is spliced from 6 exons. Lineage: Eukaryota; Metazoa; Chordata; Mammalia; Eulipotyphla; Talpidae. Bases 171 to 1031 code for a protein of 286 amino acids. The record is from RefSeq and is a predicted model, not a curated record. Gene Ontology annotation, cellular component: synaptic vesicle membrane; neuromuscular junction.
CCAGGGACCAGGAGGGGAGGGUGGGCGAGAGGAAGAGCGCUCCUACAGGGGACGCAAACAGGGCCUCCAGAGUAGGGGUGACUGUGUCAGGCAGUGUCACCUCGAAGCCCUGCCACCUCCAUUCCACGUCUUUAAACGGAAGACCCCAAUUCUAAGAAGGACAGCCUAAAAUGGACCUUGAGAUGCCUGAGUUCUCCAUGAUGGCUGCUGUAAGCGCCAAACCUCAGCUGAGCUCCAGGGUGGGCGUGGAGAACCCCGGACAGCAGCAGACAGCACCCAGCCUCCCUGUCCCCACCUCUCCAGGCCUCAGAAGCAGAGCAGCCACCAUGCACAUCCCUGAAAGCCUCCAGGACCUGGCUGACAGUGAAGCGGUGCGGUUUCUGAAGAGACCAAAGACAAUUGCUCGGAUCUUUGCAGGGGUCUUCUCCCUCGUCGUAUUCUCCUCCCUGCUGACGGAUGGCUACCAGAACAAGGCUGACUCCUCGAAACUGCACUGUGUGCUCAACAGCCACACCCCGGCCUGCAGCUUUGCAGUGGGAGCUGGCCUCCUGGCCUUCCUCACCAGCCUGCUCUUCCUGCUUCUGGAUGCCCAGGAGGCCCGCAUUGCCAACACCCGCUUCAAGACAGCCUUCCAGCUCCUGGACUUCAUCCUGGCUGUCCUCUGGACAGGCAUCUGGUUCGUGGGUUUCUGCUUCAUGGCCAACCAGUGGCAGCAUUCGCCCCCCAAAGAGUUCCUCCUGGGGAGCAGCAGCGCCAGGGCGGCCAUCGCCUUCGCCUUCUUCUCCAUCCUUGUCUGGAUAUUCCAGGCUUACCUGGCCUUCCAGGACCUCCGGAAUGAUACUCCCGUCCCCUACAAGCGCUCUCUGGAUGAGGGUGGUGUGGUGCUGACCACCAUCUCCCCACCCUCAGCUGCCAGCCCCAUCAACACACCCGCUUCUGGAGCCAACAGCCUGAGUUACUCCAGUUCCGCUCUGUCCCCCUAUCUGACCACUCCGAAGGUCCCCCGCCUCGCUAUGAUGUCCGAUGACUAAACAGUCUCCUUCCAGCAGUAAAGAGAUAACCCUCCCUGCAGGGAGCUUUCUGAAACAGCCCUCUCUGUCCUGCACAUAUCUGUUCUUCUCUGGAGUAGCCCGGGUGGGAGAAGUCCUCCCAGGUUACCACAGGGGUCUGUGCUGAGGUCUCAUUCCCCAGCACCUCCAGGGUGCCACUAGGAUGGGGCCCAUCAGAGGUGGGAACAGGAAGAGGACUUACCUUUCAGAGCUGUUCCCCACCCAGCCCUUGACUCCUCACAUGAACCACGAAAGGAGGCCCCCCUAUAGAGCUGAGGUCAAGUUUAGGGGAGAAAAUACAAAAUGAGUGAAGCCCAUUCCCUUACCAAGACAAGGGCCCCAAGUCAAACAAAACCAAACUGUGUGAGGAGGAGUCACUGAAGGAACAGGGGGUGGCAAAUCCAUGACUAAGACAGGACAUGAUCCUUAUCUUCAAGUAUUUUAAUGACAAUCUCAGGAUAAAGGAAGGGGUCUUACUGUAGGACCCCAAAGCUAAUUGGGAACUCAUAUGCAGGUCACAAAAAUCUACUUCAAAGGGUGAAGCAACCCAAAAGGAGGAGAUGGAGUCAGGAGCUAUGUCCAGGAGGGAGUCCAGGGCAGCUCUCACAACGUGAGUCAUGGGGGACAGCUCUAAGUUGCAUAGUUGCCCCAUGAAGAAAAGUAGAACAAAAGAGUGGAUAGUCAUUUCACAUCUUUUAUUUAACCCACAUAUCCAACAUGUCAUCAAUAUAAAAAUCCUUCAUGGGGCAUCUUAGAUGCCCACAGUAAGUUCCCACACUGCCUCUAGACUCCUACUUCAACUGCUGUUGGUCACAUGUAGCUCUAGGCUACCGUGUUGGAUGGUGCAGCUCUAGAACCUUCUGAUUUCCCUAGUACAGUUGGACAUUCCAGUGUGGGAAUAGCAGAAUGAAUUAAAUUUAUGUGGAAUUUGUUGGCAAUGAAUUAAAAAAAAAUUUACCCCAAA